UCCUCGCUGCCCGGCAACCGCGCGCUCCCCGCGGACCCGCGGCGCCGCCUGCCCCUCCCUCUGGAGGACUCGCCCGCGAUCCAGGCCGGGUUUUGCAGCGGAGCUGUUGGGUUGCGCGUGCUGAUUCCUCUCGGCGAAAGCAGUCGGUGCGGGAGAUCAUGGUGCCUAGCCAAGUGUGGACCGCGCUGUCUGGGGUCUCCGGAGUCGCCCUAGCCUGCUGCUUGGUGUCGGCGGCGGUGGUCCUGCGAUGGACCGGGCGCCGGACGGCCCGGAACGCGGCGGCCAGGGCGCGGCGGAGGCAGCGAGCGGGCCUGGAGACCAUGGACAAGGCGGUGCAGCGUUUCCGAUUGCAGAACCCUGACCUGGACUCGGAAGCCCUGCUGGCCCUUCCCCUGCCCCAGCUGGUACAGAAGUUACAGGGAGGAGAACUGUCCCCAGAGGCUGUACUCUUCACCUACCUGGGAAAGGCGUGGGAAGUGAACAAAGGGACCAACUGCGUGACCUCCUACCUGACUGACUGUGAGACGCAGCUGCCCCAGGCCCCAAGGCAGGGCCUACUCUAUGGCGUCCCUGUGAGCCUUAAGGAGUGCUUCGGCUACAAGGGCCAAGACUCCACGCUGGGCUUGAGUCUGAAUGAGAGCAUGCCGUCGGAGUGCGACUGUGUCAUGGUGCAAGUGCUGAAGCUGCAGGGGGCCGUGCCCUUUGUGCACACCAAUGUCCCCCAGUCCAUGUUAAGCUUUGACUGCAGUAACCCCCUCUUUGGCCAGACCACAAACCCAUGGAAGUCCUCCAAGAGCCCAGGUGGCUCCUCAGGGGGCGAGGGGGCCCUCAUAGGAUCCGGGGGCUCCCUCCUGGGUUUGGGCACUGAUAUUGGAGGCAGCAUCCGUUUCCCUUCUGCCUUCUGUGGCAUCUGUGGCCUCAAGCCUACCGGGAACCGGCUCAGCAAGAAUGGCCUGAGGGGCUGUGUCUAUGGACAGUUGGCAGUGCAGCUUUCUGUUGGCCCCAUGGCCCGGGAUGUGGAGAGCCUGGCAUUAUGCAUGAGAGCCCUACUGUGUGAGGACCUGUUCCGCCUGGACCCCACCGUGGCCCCCUUGCCCUUCAGAGAGGAUGUCUAUACAAGCUCUAGACGGCUGCGGGUGGGGUAUUAUGAAACUGACAACUAUACCAUGCCCAGCCCAGCCAUGAGGAGGGCUGUGCUGGAGACCAAGCUGAGUCUUGAGGCCGCUGGCCACACGCUGGUCCCCUUCCUGCCGAACAACAUCCCCUACGCCCUGGAGGUCCUCUCUGCCGGUGGGCUGUUCAGCGACGGUGGCCACACUUUCCUGCAGAACUUCAAAGGUGACUUUGUGGACCCCUGCCUGGGGGAGCUGAUCUUAGUUCUGAAGCUGCCCUCGUGGCUUAAAAGACUGCUGAGCUUCCUGCUGAAGCCUCUGUUUCCUCGGCUGGCAGCCUUUCUCAACAGCAUGCGUCCGCGGUCAUCUGGAAAGCUGUGGGAGCUGCACCAUGAGAUUGAGAUGUACCGCAGGUCUGUGAUUGCCCAGUGGAAAGCGAUGAACUUGGAUGUGCUGCUGACCCCUAUGCUGAGCCCUGCACUGGAUCUGAAUGCUCCAGGCAGAGCCACAGGAGCUAUCAGCUACACUGUGCUCUUCAACUGCCUAGACUUCCCUGCGGGGGUGGUGCCUGUCACCACUGUGACGUCCGAGGAUGAUGCCCAGAUGGAACACUACAAGGGCUACUUUGGGGAUAUCUGGGACAGUACACUGAAGAAGGCCAUGAAGAACAGUGUAGGCCUACCUGUGGCUGUGCAGUGUGUGGCUCUACCCUGGCAGGAAGAGCUGUGCCUGCGGUUCAUGCGGGAGGUGGAACUGCUGAUGACCCCCGAAAAGCGGCCAUCCUGAGGGUCAUCUACCCGCCCAGCUCCAGAGGACCCGAGGCCCAUGUGUUCUGCACUGCAGCCCCAUCUGUUCAGGAUACUACCGCUGCCUAUGAGGAAACUCCCAGCACAGGGAAGAGGUGUCUGCUCGCCCUCCCCCGAGCUCUGCAGAUACGCAGGACACCUCCUCCCAAGCCAAGUCUGGACCCUGCUCCCCUCUCCGGCCUUUCCGUCCUGAUUCCUUACUUUACAUGAGAGCCAGCAGGGGUGACUUGGGGCCAAGACUCACCAAAAGUCAAGAAACAAUGUGUUUGCUGGGUAUUUCUAUUAGUCUGCUUUGAGGGCUGACCUGACACUCCAGAGCCACCUGCAGCCAUGCCACUCUUCUGCUCCCUGGUGCCAUUACCCACAAGAUGGACAUAGGGUCGUGUCCUUGGCGCUUGAUUGCCCUUCCUUUCUUGUUUGGAUUGGGUCCAGCUCUGAUGGCCUCCGCCCUGGUCUUCCUUCCCACACUCAUCUCUCUGCUGACAUGCCUCCUCUUCUCCUCUUAGUCCUUUGGGGUCUCAUACAUAUCACCCUCUCUUCAGGAAGCUUCUGUCCUCUAUUUAUUUGUUUUAGAGACAGGGUUUUUCUGUGUAGCCCUGGCUGUCCAGGACCUCACUCUGUAGAGGGGGGCUGGCUUUCAAUUCAUAAAGCCGCUUGCCUCAGCCUCCUGAGUGCUGGGAUUAAAGUUGUGCAUCACCACACCCAGCCUAAUGGGACAACUUUUAGAGUCAUCUGUGACACCCUCUCCCCUCUGCAACCCUUCUUCUACUUGUGCAUCCACAAAUCUGAACACUGAACCAAAGGAGGGGCAUGCCAGCUGCAUACCUGCCGGGGAACACUUAGAGACAUCUGUGUAAUCAAGUCAUGAUGUCCACAGCCACAUCUGUCUCCCGUCUGUGUUUGUUGGCUUGCUGGUCUUGGCCAGGCUUUCGAAGUCUCCUACAUAUAGGUUGGAGUGGUGACCUAGAUACGUUAAGUGGGUGAGACCCCUUGUGGUCUGGGCCCUGUGAGGUUUAUCCUUGUAUGCCCAGCACCCAGCAUGGUGCCUGGUACUUAGUGGACAGCCAGUGAAGGCUCGCUGGAGGAAUGGCAGACUUUUUAACUAGCCUAUCCAUUUUGGCACCUCCUGAUUACUUCCUUCUCUUACCUGAAAUGAGGAAUUUCCCAGCUUGUCUCUGACCUUCUACCUUUAUCUAACCUACUUCCUUGACUUUGAUUCUUGACCACAAGGACAAAUACCACCUUGUCUGUGAUCCACCUGGAGCCUUUUCCUGGUCUGGAGGGCUGCCUGUCUUCCCUUCCACCAACCUUCAGCCCUCCCACUCCUAUCCAUCCCAGAAACACUUUGAAUUGCUCUCACAGUGUGUUCAGGGCAAUCAAGCAGAAACAGCCCCUGCUUGGGUGGUUUUCCAUUCUGCCAUCAACUGUGGGAUCACACAGUGCAUCCAAAAUGCUCUACCGAAGCUCCUGGCUAUGACGACGACAGCGGGCCUGAAGUGUGCACACGAGCAGGUGUGUCCGGGCUUCCCGUGUGAAGUAACAUGUAAGCUGGAAAGUGCACUGUCAGUAGGAGCAGAGGAACAAGUGUUUGAGGAAUGGCAGAGCUGAUGUAAACGUGGCUGGUGCAAAAGGGGACGGGGACAGGUGAAGGUGGGGGUGGAGAAUUCCGCCUGCCGUUGCCGAAUUGAGCGGCUCCUGUGUGCCAGACACUUUACAAAAGGCUGGCAGGUCCCUGCUUUUAGGGAACUCAUUUUCCAGAGGGGGAACAUGCAAACAAGUACAUAAAUAAAAUAUUUUCUGCUGAUAA
Molecule: messenger RNA, 3725 nt
Organism: Psammomys obesus (fat sand rat)
Lineage: Eukaryota; Metazoa; Chordata; Mammalia; Rodentia; Muridae
Gene: Faah
Product: fatty acid amide hydrolase
Exons: 15
Coding region: 159-1898 (579 amino acids)
Biological process (GO): fatty acid catabolic process
Molecular function (GO): fatty acid amide hydrolase activity; amidase activity
Source: RefSeq, a predicted model, not a curated record